Molecule: messenger RNA, 1071 nt
Organism: Emericellopsis atlantica
Lineage: Eukaryota; Fungi; Ascomycota; Sordariomycetes; Hypocreales; Bionectriaceae
Exons: 3
Coding region: 1-1071 (356 amino acids)
Biological process (GO): regulation of DNA-templated transcription
Molecular function (GO): DNA-binding transcription factor activity
Source: RefSeq, a predicted model, not a curated record
AUGUCUUCGAAUACGACUGCACCUCACAACGGUCAAGAGCACGAUCAGCAGUUGCGCGCCCAAGUCGAGCUCCUCCGCGGCGAGAACGAGCAGCGUCAAGGCGCAGCGGACGACGCGCACCACAGCGAGCACCCACAACAACAGAGUGCCUCGCCCCAGGAAACAUCGUCGAAUGGAUUCGACCCCACUGCCGCUGCUUCCCGCGACGUUAAACGCGCCCUGAACCGCCCCGAAGCUGAGCACCAGUACAUCCACCCGGACCUACGCGGCCAAGAAGAAGCGCAAGCCCAGGCCCCAACCGCCAACAUGGCGGCUACGCAAUCAAAGAGCGAGCCGUCGCAGCAGGAGACGACGGUGCAACAGCAGCAAACCCAACCGCAACCGCAACCACCGCAACAACCACAGCAGCAGCAACACCUUCAGCCUCACCCGCAGCCCCAUCCACAGCAGGAUCAACACCUGCACGGCCAGCCCGAUCAGCACAUGCAGCAACAGCUUCCGCCGCGACAGAUAGCCGACCAGAGUCUACAGGCGGCAGCUGGGCCCAACAUUGCGCCGGCCCCUCCAUCUGACGAUCCAGAGGCCCUGCAGCGCUGGCAUGACGGACGAUCACGGCCAAACCGUGAGCUAUCGCAAACAAAGCGCGCGGCACAGAAUCGCGCAGCGCAGCGAGCAUUCCGCGCAAGGAAAGAAACCAUGAUCAAGCGAUUGGAACAGGAAAACGAAGACUUUCGGAAGAUGGAGCAGACGUACCGCCAGGGCAAGAUCGACCUAUACCGUAUGAGGCAGUAUGCUUUGCAUCUUCAGUCCCGUCUAUAUGAUGUGACCGGCGAAAUACCCCAGCCUCCACCGGGACUGGACAUGGCACAGCCUGAAGAGCCGCCACGUCCCAUGACACCCGAAUACAUCCGAAAUGCCAAGGGUCUCGAGGCCGUUGCGCGAGCCGUAGCUGGCCUUGAGGCUGCCAGUGGCGCGUCAAGUGAGAAAUCCGAGGACCAGGAGAUGAAGGACAGCCCUGGACCUGCCGCGCCCGCCCAAGAACCGCUGCCUGCACAGGCUUCCGAGGCAUAG